AUGCCGCUACGCACAGCCGCUACUUGUCCCACCGGUCCCGCAUGCCGGGACCUUGCCGCUUUCGGAGCUGUCCCUGACAAAGAACCAUUGCCUAGCAAUGCUGGACUUGUGGGGUUCCCUCCCAUCUCCAUCCACAAUCCCGAUAUCUUUGCAUCUCUCCCUGGCCCCUCGAACAGCCAGCCUGCCGGUACUUUUCAUGGCAUGCCAUAUGGACUGGUUUCAACCCCAGCAAUUCCGCCUUUCAGCUACCCAUUCACUGCUCACCAACACCAUUUCCCACCUAUGAUGGGUAUGGAGGUGCCAGGGAUGUCUCCCAGUGUCCUGACAGCUGAUCCACAACAAUCGCAGACUUUCUUCAACUUUAAUCAUAUGAACACAUAAGCUUCUUAUAAUCAUUCCAUUUGUACAAUAUUUUUGCAAGCUUUCCCCUCAUGCUAAUGUUUAUCUCAUUAUCUUAAUGUCAUUGCUUCAUUUGUAUAUACGAUUGCACUCAUACUCCAUAUCAUGCUAAUGGUUGUCUUGAUAUCAUUUGUACAUACUCUCACAAGUCUUCAUCGCAAUGCUACUCUGUUUGCGCAAUCUCAUUUCCGUUCAAUAUCGCAGUACCACUCCACACGAACUGUAAGUAGGGGCAGCGGCCGCUGAAGUUAAUUCACACGCUUGUAUAUACAAGUGGAUAUACAACUGUAUAUACAGGCUGGGUUUUGCCUAUUAGGGGCCAACAAAAGUUAUACAAAUAAUCCACCUAAUGAGGCUUUGCCCACUGGGUGUCCAAGGU
Messenger RNA from Cantharellus anzutake, 778 nucleotides. RefSeq lists its product as uncharacterized. NCBI's taxonomy places the organism in Eukaryota, Fungi, Basidiomycota, Agaricomycetes, Cantharellales, Hydnaceae. The transcript has a single exon. The record is from RefSeq and is a predicted model, not a curated record. Bases 1 to 381 code for a protein of 126 amino acids.